AAUUUGGUAAAAUUCGACCUUGUGCAUACACGUCAAGGUCAAGCCUAGAGUUGGAUGUCUGCAAUGGCAGACAGUGCGUCAGAGCUAGACUUGGAGUCUGAUGCGAGUUCAGUUGAUGGAACCAAAGAUUUGCUGGUUACAAAUGAACAGGUUUUACGGCGUAUUGAAUCGCUACAGCAAGAAAAUCGCGUUUUGAAGACUGAAGUCGAAACCUUGAAACUGAAAAUCAAAGGAUUGAAUGAUUUAAAUCAACAAUUGCGUCGAAACAGUGUUAGUAUACAAGCAAAAGCAGAACAAGAGGAGGAGUACAUUAGCAAUACAUUGUUAAAAAAGAUCACUGAAUUAAAGAAGGAAAAAGAAUCAUUGGCGAUAAAUUAUGAACAAGAAGAAGAGUGUCUGACUAAUGAACUCAGUCGUAAGUUCACACAACUGAGACAAGAGAAAGAUGCACUUGAACGAACUUUGGCACGUGAGCAAGAGAAUCAGGUUAGCAAGCUAAUGAGAAGGAUUGAAAAAUUAGAGGCGGAUAUGAAUCAGAAACAAGACUGCUUAGAUCAGCUGCGCAGAGAAAAAAUUGAACUCGAAAAUGCUCUUGAACAAGAGCAGGAGGCUUUAGUAAACAGGUUAUGGAAAAAGAUGGAAAAACUUGAAGCUGAAAAGAAAAUGUUACGAGAAAAACUUGAAUCCGUUGGAGCUCCUUUACCAAUCCAAUUAAGUAGUCAAAAUCUUGACAACAAUCCAGAGGGUACUAGUGUACCUUUUACUAAUUCUACAAUACCUCGACCUUUAAGCAGUGGACCCGGAAGCUUGCGUAGUUCUUUCAGACAACAUGGCCGUCCGUUAAAUGCUUCAUCUUCUGGUUCGGUUGCUGCUUCACUGGGAGUAAUUACCAGUCUUGUUUCUACUAGUCAAAUCGCUGUUUCAUCCGCUGGUGAAGAAAAAACUGUAUCGAAUCAAAACACUUGUAUUCAAAAUGAUGUUGUGGGUCAGAAACCAGGUGCAUCAGAAUGCAAUGGUGCAUCCUUCCCACUGCUACCCCAAAGUCCUAUGGAUAUCGAUGCAUUAGAUCCGAAUGCAAGUGGUGCACCCAGUCCAUGUGGAAGUGUUGGUGUGAUAUCACCUCAAGCUACUGUGAUUAAUCCACCCAGUUUAAAAAUUCCUCCAACAUUCUCUAAUGCGCGUAAGGUAUUUAUGCCUCAGGAACUGUCUAUGUUUGGUCAGACAUCAGAUGAACUUCAGUGUCCUUCAACUCAUGUCAUAACCCUUUCGUAUGUUAAUCGUCUACGUGAUGAGGUAUGUCGUCUUCGUCAAUUGCUUCAACGAUAUGAGGCAGAGUCGGCUCGAAAGAUGCCUCAAUAUGAAUCAGAGGAAAAAUCAGUUGCAGAAGAAAACCGUCGUCUCAGAAAGUUACUUCAAAUUGAGAAGGAAAGGCGGGAGGCUUUGUCCAAACACUUGAGUGAAAGUGAAUCAAGUUUAGAAAUGGAAGAUGAAAGACAUUUUAACGAAGCUAGCCGUACCUCCCGCCUUAGAACCAUUUCUGACUGCUCAUCACCAUUCCCAACUCCUGUUUCUGCACUUGGACGUCUUCUGGGAAUGCAUCUUCGUCGCUUUAUGGUCCUGGUCAUGCGUUUGCAGUUGCGGUUGCAGCUAGUGUGGCUGGUCAUUCGGGUUCACGUGUUUGUCGAGAAUGUGGUCAACCACUUAUUUCUUCUUGUUCAGCUGAUGCCUCAGGCGGCCGAUCACUGUCAAAUUCAACGCAUAAUCCGACUUAUGCAAGUAAUAUACGCGGUUGCUCUGUUCGUUGCUGCUCUCCAGUCGGUAAUUUAAAUACGUCAGAAGUUCGUACUUCAAACUCUCCAUCUACACCAACAACAUCGUCUUUAAAUAGUGAUCGUUUGUGAAGCCAAUUUAUCCAGCUGCUGCUAGCCCACAACAAAGUACGUUCUUUUACAACACAAUGCCAUCUUUGUCUGCUGAUGCUAAUCGUAAUGCUACAUCGGCAAAACGACUCUCCGCUUAUUCGGUUAGCAAUAAAGAUAUCCAGAAACCAUCAGAUCUUGAAGAUGGAGAUGAAGAAGAUGACUCACGAUGCAUUACACCGCCAAGUUGUCGAACUUAGUCUACAGCUUGGAAAUUUAUUUUACUAAAUUGGCCAGUUGAGUUUGACAUUUGCACUAAAAUGAAGAUGUUUACGAUUUCAUAUUGACUUUGCUGGUUCAUUAAUCACUGUAAAAUUUCUGUCUUCUUCAUUCCUUUGUUUUCAUGUGCUAAGUGUAAUAUAUCCUACGGAUGUGAUUUGGAUCCACCUUUCAUAAGUGUAUAUCGUUUCUAAGUACUAUUUAUUUUGGUCAUAUUUUCAGUCAUUAUUCAAGUACCCUUAAAUGCUAUUUACAUUAGAUACAACCAAAUGUGAAUGCUUGAAUUCAUUUGCCUUAUAUCCAUGUCUUCUUGAUAUUCACCCUUCUUAAAGUAUUCAACUCGUUUGACAAUUAGUUCACCUCCUUUUUAGUUUUUCAUUCCUCCAACCUAUGCUGCUGCUGUCUGUGUACCUGCCUGUUUUCGGUGUCUAGUUUGACUUUCCUUUUCUAAUUAUUUCGUUGACUGAAUUAUCAACAUUUUGUAUAUUAAACUUUCUAUUGUUUUCAUCAAAUGCAUCUUCAUGUCUGUGAAAUACAUUUUCUCAUUUCUUUCCUUUCCUUCCGCUCUGAUGGUAUUGUUGUCUGACCAGUUUCUAGUGGUUCAUUUAUGUAGAUUGUCAGUAGAUUUCACUUGAAGCUUCUCUCUGUUCCCCCUUUCCAUUUUCAUUUCUUUGCCUUUCACACUCGAGGAAGCGGAGUAGAUUGAGCCAUUUGGUUUGUACAAUUUUCACAAUGAUAUGCAAAAUUUUGUUAUUAUGGGGGAUUGCAUAAGCUCACCUGCACUGGCAUUGUUGUUCCUACUUGUUUUUUCCUACUUUUUAGCGCCAGAGUAGGUGAGAAACCUGUUCUCAUGUUACUCAGUAGUUGUAUGUCGUGUAAAGCUCUUCCUUUGAAUGAUGAUCAUAAUGAGCAGAUAUCUUGUCACAUACCGCUAGAAAUUUCUUUUUGUUUUGUUUUCUCUUAUGUAGUAUGUCUCAUCGUUGUAUCCCUUAUUUUUUUUUGUUUGACACAUCGACUCUGUGUAGUGAUAUUACUGGCCUGUUCUGAUAAAAUAUAUUUGUUUAUGAAGCAAUAGUAUCAUUCAAUAUACUAGUAAUGCGGAAAAUUGUGCUUUGAUUUUUAAUUUUCAGUUUGUCUGAUAUGUGUGCAUUUUUGUUUGUGUUUAUUAUAGAGUCUGUUGUAUUGUUUCACACUGCACUAAAGUUCUCACGUAUACUGUAAAAAAAUAAUCUCAUGUGGUGUUCAUAU
This is a messenger RNA of Heterobilharzia americana, 3386 nucleotides long. The record is from the annotation of a GenBank genome assembly. NCBI's taxonomy places the organism in Eukaryota, Metazoa, Platyhelminthes, Trematoda, Strigeidida, Schistosomatidae.